Trichomycterus rosablanca is the source of this 1125-nucleotide messenger RNA. RefSeq lists its product as uncharacterized. The coding region runs from base 1 to 1125 and encodes 374 amino acids. The record is from RefSeq and is a predicted model, not a curated record. Gene Ontology annotation, cellular component: plasma membrane. Lineage: Eukaryota; Metazoa; Chordata; Actinopteri; Siluriformes; Trichomycteridae. The transcript has 6 exons.
AUGUUGAAACGCAUGUCCAGGCGCAGUCGUUCCUUGUUGUCCCUGUCUCUAACCUCUCUAGCGUUAGCUCUUUCCGUGCUGGCCUUCUGUACCUCCUACUGGUGUGAGGGGACGCACAAGGUGGUAAAACCGCUCUGCCUGUCUCCUGUUAAAAUGAAGAACUGUGGCCAGAACAACAGUCAUCCCUAUAUUACUGAGAGCCCAACUCUAGACCCCAAAAAGUCUAUAUCCAAUGUGACGAUGUCCCCAAAGCAAAAGCAGGAAGAAGCCCGAAUAAGAGCGAAGAAGCUGGCCAACGCAGUCCACUAUAUGUGGGAGACAGGAGAGGACAAGUACAUGCUCAGAUACUUUCACACCGGUUUCUGGCUGUCUUGUGAGAAGCACCAUGAUGGUAAAGGAGAGAUAUGUAGAAGUUUUAUUGAACUGACUCCUGGAGAAACACAAGGGGUUCUUUGGCUUUCUUUAUUCUCCGAGUUCACGUACAUCACUCUGCUAGCAUUUGGAUUCCUCAUGAUGUGGGUGGAGUUGCUGUUACUUUGCCUAAAUAGAGAGAUGUACGCCCUCAAGAUCAAUGCAUUUGCUGCCAUCUGCACUGUUCUGUCAGGGAUGAUGGGAAUGGUGGCACAUAUGAUGUACACUACUGUAUUCCAACUGACUGUAAGCAUCGGCCCUAAAGACUGGAGACCACAGUCCUGGGACUAUGGCUGGUCAUUUGCUCUGGCCUGGAUUUCUUUUAGCUGCUGUAUGGCUGCCGCUGUCUGCACCCUCAACUCUUAUACCAAGACGUUGAUUGAGAUGAAGCGCCGCGCUCACAUCCGUCUGGAGGAGGCCCGCGCUACAAGUCAUGCUCCCCCUUAUGAAGACAUAGUCAGUGUCAGUGCUGGUGACGGCGUCUACGCCAUCAACCACCCUCUUCAGAACUACCAGCAGGGUAUACUGAUUGACAGACUGGUCUCUAGGGAGGAGAGCCUAACUGGAGUGUUGAAAGAAGGAAUGAACCCAUUUGGUCUGGUAAUGGUGGAAGGGUGUGGGUCACAGGGGUGUGAGGACUGUGAGAGGGAGAUGGACACAAUGAACGAUGUGUUAAAGAGAGAAGAAAGGGAAGAGGAUGAUGAAAUAUGCUGA